CAAUGAUUUAUACAUAGGCAAAAUGGCUGUGCGAGUGGAAUGGAGUUUCAGGCAGAUGCCCAUACCCCAGAAGGUUCAACGACGCCCGCUAAGCUCCUCCUUCAGCCAAGGGGAGUGCCCAUGCAUGCAGAGGACUACUGGGUGAUAUACACAGACUACGUAGACCAUGCCUUGGUGUACAGCUGUUCCCAGAAGAACGAAGAUGGGACUUGUCCAGAGGACAGAGCUCGUGUUUGGUUCCUUGGACGAUCAGGGACACUGUCAGUACAGGCAAGGCAUCACAUGGAAUCCUUGCUACUAGGCCUCUGUGUGGAUGUCGGCAGGAUGCAGGAUAUCCCUACAGAAUGUGAUGCGGAACUAGGAGUAGCAGCGUCAGUCGAGUCUAUGCCACAUGCUCAUGGAGGAAUGGCACCAACUUCAUGUUUAGUGAGUGAGAUCCAGACUUUGGAAAACUUCAAUAAAAAUCAGUACACUGGGACAUGGUAUGUGAUAUCACACCUUCAAGGUAGCAUCUAUCCGUACCACAGGAUCUCACAUUAUACCCUUGAUGAAGAGAACUCGUUCAGAAUGCUCACCCACAGAAUAACAAGUGCUGGAGAAUGUUCUGCUGCCUGGAAGUUUCAAGGUCAAGCCUACAAUCCCGAUACAUCGGAUGUUACUUCUAAGAUGGUCCUCAAGCCAUUUGGCAUGCCCGUUUAUGGUGAGGACUACUGGGUAAUCUACACGGACUACACAGACCACGCCCUGAUCUACAGCUGCCGGGAGACCAACGAGGAUGGGACGUGCUCGGAGGACGCCUCUCACGCCUGGAUGAUGAGCCGUAACCCGACCUUGACCCCUGCCGCAAGGUCACACAUGGAGAUGCUGCUGACGGAGAUGUGUGUAGAUGUUAGCCGUCUUAUUGACACUCCUCAUGAAUGCGAUGAACUUCUUGGACCCGACACCCUCAUUGAUCAAGGCCCCGCCAAUGAAUGUGUGGUGCACAGCUUUGAGACUAUGCCAAACUUUGACAAGGAUCGAUACCAAGGAACCUGGUAUGUCAUCUCCCAUCUUGAAGAAAGCGUGUACCCUUACCAGAGAAUCUCAAACUACACACUGGAGGUAGAUGGCUCCUUUACCAUGGCAACAGAACGUAUAACAUCACAAGGAGCAUGUGACAGUGCAAUGCGGUUUGAAGCAAUGGCUUCCCAGCCUGCCGAAUCAACAUCAUCAUCUAAACUGACUCUGAGACCAAGAGGCAUGGACGUAGAAGGAGAGGAUUACUGGAUAGUAUACACAGACUACACCCACUACGCCCUCGUCUACAGCUGCGGAACCAAGAACCUUGACGGAACCUGCCAGGAGGAUGCUGCAAAGGUAUGGCUUCUCAGCCGUCAUCCCAAGAUGUCUGACUUUGCCCGUAGCUAUCUGGUGUCCAGGAUGCGAGACCUCUGCAUGGAUCCCCGGAACCUUGUGGAUACCCCAUCAGAAUGUGAUGAAGCUUUAGGAGUCGCAAGAGCAGACAGGUGUUCAGUCGAGAAGUUUUCAGUAAUGAGGGAAUUUGACAUGUCUAGAUAUACUGGAGCAUGGUAUAUGAUCAAAUCUUUACGAAACGAUGUCCACCCUUACCAACGUAUCUCACAAUAUUCUCUUCAUCACGAUGGCUCCAUUCUCAUGACAUCAGAUGGUAUUCAAUCGGGACCAGAUCAGUGUGACACCAGCUGGCAUUUUGAGGCCAAAGGUACGCUUGGAGACCCACAGGCUGCCAAGCUAACACUCAAACCCAUCGGUAUCCCUGCACCGGGAGAGGAUUACUGGGUGAUCUACACCGAUUACACCGACCACGCCCUGGUCUACAGCUGCACCGACAAGAAGCUUGAUGAAACCUGUAAAGAGGGCGCUGUCCAUGCUUACGUCCUGAGUCGUAAUACCACGCUGUCCGACCAAGCAAUGAGACAUGUUAAUAUGCUUCUUGAGGCAGUGUGUGUUGAUCCACAUGCUAUGAUCCCCACGCCCUCAGAAUGUGAUCAUGUCCUUGAAAUGGGAAUCAGAAGACCAGUGGUGGAAUUGGCCAGGUCUUGUGUUGUGGAUGAGCUCCCCAUUAUGGAAGAUUUUGAUAUUGCACGCUAUGCAGGUGCUUGGUACACAGUGUCCCAGAUUCAACCAUUUGAGUAUCCGUUCCACAGAGUUUCAAACUAUGUUCUCCAAGAUAAUGGGAGACUUCUGAUGUCUACGGAUCAGUUCUUCAGACCCGGAAACUGUUCGACCAUGCAUUUUGAUGCCCACGCCUUCCAUCUAGAUCGAGAGGAAGGCGAUUCCAACCCAAUCAAUGGAAAACUAUUUCUUCAACCGCUUGAUAGUAGGGUCCCUCCAGGCAACUACUGGGUAGCUUACACCGACUACACCGACCACGCCCUGGUGUACAGCUGCAUCCGGAAGAACGUGAGCGGAGAGUGCAUGAAGGGAUACUCCAUGGCCUGGUUCAUGUCGAGGAAUCCCGGGCUGAGCGAGGGCGCUAUCACUCACAUGAAACAUAUCCUUGGUCAGCUUUGCGUUGACCAGUCCAGAUUGAGAGACGUCAUCACAGCAUGCGAUGCAGCAAUUGGUAUAAGUUCAGAAGCAAGAAGUCCAUGCGAUAUUUCAACAUUUCAAGUGAAAGAAAAUUUUGUCAUCGAUAAGUUUAUGGGAGACUGGUAUGAAUUAAGCCACAUCCGUGGUGAGAAUCGAUUCAUGGUAGUCCCGGACAAUGAAAGGAUGUCUAUUACAGCGCCCUCUGGUGACAAUGAUGGUCACAUUGCAAUAACCAUGAAGAACAUUAGAUUGGAUGGAGAAUGCUUAGAAAAUGAUAUGCCAGGCAUGGGAUGGCUUGGCCGUGAAGAGCCUGCUAAGAUUGUUGUAUCAUUUCCUCUUAUACCAGAAGGUUAUCAAGUACCACAAGUGGUAAACUACUGGGUGCUGGAUACAGACUAUGACAACUACGCUAUCAUGUACACCUGUCAUCGGAUCAAGAGGGACGGCACCUGUGACCCGUUGGCUAUGGGUCUCUGGAUCCUGGGUAGAGAGAGGCAAAUCCAGCCAAGAUUCUGGGCAACCGUCCAGAGGGUCAUCGAGGAAGCUUGCAUUGACCAGGCCACAGUGCAGGCUAACCCAGCUUCUUGUCCCCAGGAAUCUAAUGCUGACCCAGCACCAGUCGACAAUGUGGUUUGUGAGGACAUAGGAUUUGGAUGCUGUCUCUUGUCUGCGGAGGCCUCUGUCGAUGCCGACUACUCAAACUGUCCUCGUGUAGCACCCCCUGUUGCUGGUCAGAUGAUCCCUGAAGCACCUGUUAGCAUUGUUGAAGGCCAAGCUGUCUGUGAUUUGCGCUUGAAUUGCAAGAUGUUCUGCCGCUUUGGAUUCAAGAGAGACAGCGACACCUGUGAGAUAUGUGCAUGUGCCGAAGCACCAAUUCUUACACCGGAUCAGCCUCAUCACAGAGGGAGAGCCUGUCAGAGACGCUAUGACAUCGUCAUGGCCAAGUUGAAGAACAACCCCCCUCGUAACGGUUUCUACGUCCCUCAGUGCGACGAAGACGGCAAUUACCACAAACUCCAGUGCCUCUACCCACAGGAACGAUGCUGGUGCGCCAAUACCGAAACUGGGCAACGUGUCGGCAAGGCCCGGAACAAUGGAGACACGCCCUUCUGCGCUCCUUGAGAGAAUGCAAUAUGCAAGGUGCGAUGGAAAGCUAUCGAAUUGUAUGAAGAGAUAUGAAAUGUUUGAAAUGUUGCACAAAAUUUUAUUUUCUGAUGAUUGGGGGCAUUUUUUAAUACUGCACUGUUGGGUGAUUGCAGCUUUUUUUUCCUGUACAGAGAAGCCCCUCCUUGCUUGCAAUUCUAUGUGGACGUGAUUGCUCAAUAAUUUGUGUUUAUUUUUGAAAGAAUGGAAGAUAUUAGUCAUUGACCAUAUAAAUCUGGUAUUGACAAACGGGUACAGUUUUAAUGGUUUAGGAGCAGAUUGGGAUCAUUACACUGGGCUUGGUUUGGAUAAUAUCCUAAUUGUUUUACAGUCCUUUAAGCUUUCUUUCAUGUAAAUUAGCUGACAUUAAACAAAUCUUUAUGUACAUACACCAAGACAAGACAUGUCAUUGUAUUAAGAGUUUUACCAGUAUGUUGUCGGCAUUUGAAAUUUUAUGAAUCUAAUGUCAUUAAAAUUUGCUAUUUUUGUAUUGCAUGAAUGGAUGUGAAUUGAUACAAAUAAAUAUGUUGUAAAUUGUUUUAAAUUUCUUGAUGAAUUUGUAAAUUUCAGUUUUGAAACAACUUGCACUUAACAAUGAGUACUGUGUCCAACCUUUUCUCUGUCUGUCUCCCCCCCCCUCUCUCUCUCUCUCUCCCUCUCGUUGUAUCUCUGCCAUAUUAUCAUAUAGGGGUAAAUAUAUUACCAGUAUAACACAUACAAAUACAUAUUUUUUCAGUGUAGCUGUCUUCAACAACUCGUCAGUUAAAUAUGUUAGCUGAUACUAUUCUCACUACUAGUAUUUGAAGAAAACUGCCAUGAGUUUUGUGAUAUUCCUUUAAAAAAACAUACAAAUAAAUUGUGUGAUUCAAUA
Molecule: messenger RNA, 4564 nt
Organism: Lytechinus pictus (painted urchin)
Lineage: Eukaryota; Metazoa; Echinodermata; Echinoidea; Temnopleuroida; Toxopneustidae
Exons: 33
Coding region: 40-3672 (1210 amino acids)
Molecular function (GO): serine-type endopeptidase inhibitor activity; retinoid binding; retinol transmembrane transporter activity
Source: RefSeq, a predicted model, not a curated record